GGUGGAAAUGGACUUCAUGUGUGGAUGGACUUCUGUCCGUUCUUGAUCCACUUGUACCACAGGUUGCAAUGCAUAUGCUAAUCACAACGUGGCCAUAGAGCGUGUUCACUAAUACCUGUGUACAGCCAUGUCAAGUAUGGCGCCCGAAUUGAAAUUCACGACGUUGGAAGAAAUCGACGAGAUCUAUUCCACCCUCAACAAGACCUUCCGGUCAGGCAAGACUAAACCUAUUGCAUUCAGAAAGGUUCAGAUCCUGCAACUUGGUUACCUUCUGCAGGACAACCUCGAAAGAUUCAAAGAGGCCUUGGCCAUUGACCUUGGGAGACCUUCGUUAGAAUCUUCAUUCCUUGAGCUUGACUCGACUAUAAGUGACUGUAAGAUCGCUUAUGACCGGGUGGAAAAGUGGGCUCGAACCGAAAAGGCACCUUUCAAUAUCAAAUUUGCUGCUUUCCGUCCAGUUAUUCGCAAGGAGCCAAAGGGUGUUGUGCUAUCCAUUAGCCCAUUCAACUACCCCGUAUGGCUUGCUCUUGGACCCGUCAUUGGAGCAAUUGCCGCUGGCAACUGUGUCGUUCUCAAACCGUCUGAAUUAGCUGCCGCUACAAGUGGUCUCAUCGCGGAACUUAUUCCAAAGUAUAUGGACAAUGAUGUUAUUCGAGUCGUGUUGGGUGCUGUUCCGGAGACCAGCAAGCUCAUGGAAUACCAAUGGGGUCAUGUCCUGUACACCGGGAACGGGCGAGUAGGAAAGAUCAUAGGCGUAGCCGCUGCGAAGACUCUUUCGCCUAUCAGUCUCGAGCUCGGAGGGAAGUCCCCUGUUGUUAUCGACCCUAAGUGUAACUUCAAAAUUGCUGCACGCCGUAUCCUGUGGGGCAAGUGCGCUAAUGCGGGUCAGACUUGCGUUGCACCAGAUUACGUCCUCGUCCCGCGCUCUUCCGAAGACGCGUUCAUAAAGGCCCUCAAAGAUGCACACGACGAGUUCUAUCCUUCUGGUGCUACCAACACUCAGGAUAUAAGUCAUAUCAUCAGUUCCGCGCACUUCCAUCGUCUCAAGAAUUUGCUCGACAACACUUCCGGCACCAUCAUCUUUGGCGGGCAGACCGACGAGUCACGAAAAUUCAUAGCCCCUACCGUGGUUAAAGGUAUUCAAGGUGAAGAUUCCCUAAUGAGCGAUGAGCUGUUCGGGCCGAUCCUGCCUAUUAUGGCUGUGGACGAUGUUGAUGCAGCAAUUGCAUACAUCAAUGCUCAUGAUCAUCCUCUCGCGUUGUACUGUUUCUCGUCGGAUACAGCCUUCAAGAACAAGGUGUUUGACAAUACUCAGAGUGGCUCAGCCGUCGCCAAUGAUGUGUUGUUACACUGCGGCACUGAUGGAUUGCCAUUUGGUGGUAUUGGCCCCAGCGGAUCUGGGUAUCAUGCACGAGGUUUUACUUUCGACAUGUUCACGCACCUACGUGCCUCACUUGACUCCCCUGGGUGGAUUGACAAUAUCCUAGCAGGAAGAUUUCCUCCUUACAGCCCCGAGAAACUAGCUUCUCUCCGAAACUUUGGUACCAAACUUCCCCCUCGUCCCCGGAUUUCGGCAAAUGGCCAUGUACGUAGUCGCAAUAUACACUUCGAGCUUGGCUUAUUGAACAGGCCUUCUAAGGAGUUAACCAAACGGAGGUACAACACCAAAUGGCUCUUCCUGGCGGUAAGCCUAGCAAUUGUCAGCGUUGGUUACACACGUGUUGCAGAUGUUGGUGAGUGGGCGAGGUGGUUGAAGGGGUUAAUCAAGUUGUAGACUUAUUUUUUAAAAUAUUUCUUUCUGUUUGGGUUUGAUACUCAAGGACUACUCGCCGCUAUGUCCUUUUCUUUAGUAUUCGUUAGUUAUCAGGCAUUUCUUGCUAUUAAUCUCGUUCAUAUGAGAAGCUCCCUGAGGAUUGAGUCAUCCGGAAUCAAC
Molecule: messenger RNA, 1933 nt
Organism: Suillus bovinus
Lineage: Eukaryota; Fungi; Basidiomycota; Agaricomycetes; Boletales; Suillaceae
Product: Aldehyde/histidinol dehydrogenase
Exons: 15
Coding region: 128-1774 (548 amino acids)
Biological process (GO): aldehyde metabolic process
Cellular component (GO): cytoplasm
Molecular function (GO): aldehyde dehydrogenase (NAD+) activity
Source: RefSeq, a predicted model, not a curated record